AUGCCCCCGGCUGGCUGCAGAUGGUGCGCGAAUCCCUUCUGCCUGCUGCUUCUGGUGGUGAUUUUCUGGCUAACGCCCGAAGCCGCCUCCAACGACAAGCUGCUGGAACAGGUGGACGAAUCCAUCGCUUGGCUGGCGCGCUUGGCCGCUGCGUUGCUGCUGGCCAUCCCUGUUCUGCUGCGACUUGUGGUUGCCGGCCUGGUCUGGUUCGCCAUCAAAGAUGGCGUGUGGACCACAAGCAGGGCCAUCCGGGACUUUCAGCCGGAUGUUGUCCUUGGCUUCUCCUGGGGUGGCGGUGUAGCGCUGUGGCUCCUCUCCGAGGGCCGAUGGAAGGCGCCCAACCUCUUUUGGGUGUAUUCAGGGGCUUAG
Symbiodinium natans is the source of this 369-nucleotide messenger RNA. Lineage: Eukaryota; Dinophyceae; Suessiales; Symbiodiniaceae. The record is from the annotation of a GenBank genome assembly.